Messenger RNA from Clonostachys rhizophaga, 9672 nucleotides. The record is from the annotation of a GenBank genome assembly. Lineage: Eukaryota; Fungi; Ascomycota; Sordariomycetes; Hypocreales; Bionectriaceae.
AUGUCGGUCGUGGCGGAAGCGGCCAUAUCUGUUCGAGAUGAUCCGAUACCGCCCUUUAAUUAUGAAUUCGUCAUCUUCCUCCUAAUUUGUUCCAUACUGGCCAUCUUCUUCCUCAACUAUUUUAACCGACUCUUCGCCUCGAUCGCCUCAUACGGCAUUCGCACGUGGACAUGGCACCAAUACCGAGUCUACUUCGAUGUGAGCGCCUUGCAAAUAUCCCUUUUGGGCGGUCGAAUCUUCUUCACCGGCCUGCGCUAUCAUGGGCCCAACGAGACAUUCCUCGUCCAGAGCGGCUAUGUGACAUGGCGAUAUUGGUUUCGACACGUGCGCGAAGUCGAUAUCCUUACCGACGGUCAGCCUGCCGACCUUUCGACCUCGAGCGUGGAUAAGAACUCGAAACUGCCCUGCCGAAUCAAUGUCGAUCUUAUUGGUGUGGAAUGGUUCGUCUACAACCGCGGCCCUGCGUAUGACUCUAUACUUUCUGGCCUCACGAACUCUGCGCCUCCUGACGUGGAAGGGCGCUCUUCCUCAACCGAGCAUAAUGGCGACCACGACAAGUCUGGUGUUCGUCCGCGUGUCCCAAGGCGAGGCUCCAACGGCGGCCACGAUCCCUUGCCAGUACCAGGAAACCAUAAUACAUCAUCAGAUGGAGGGGCUCGGGCAGAGAACGGGAAAUCGUUAGAAGGUACAAGGCCAACCAGGGAUCACUCCACCUCAGUUUCUGGGAGCUCUGAUGCUCAAGAAACUAAACCUAAGAAAGCGUCGGAUCUUCCCUUCUUAUUACAGCUGUUUCCGAUACAUGUCAAUUGCCGAAAGGCAGCGGCUGUUAUAGGCAACCAGAAUACCAAGGGUGUGCUUAUUGUCAAGGCGGAUGCAGUAAAUGCCGAUAUUGACGCAUCAGAAACCAAAACGGUUGAUCCUUAUCGCCAGACUUUCAAAGUUCAAUUUGAACAUCCCGUCAUUGAAAUGAAGGAUAACGAAGACUAUCAAGAGGAUCAGGCGUCCCGAGCCACACAUCCAAACGCAGGCGAGAUCCAGGAGCCUCAUAUCAUGGAUGUUUUCUUCCGAAAAGCAUUUAUUUUUGCCCACAUCUUCAGGAGAAUCACUUCUUGUUUCCGUCCAGCUGUUCUUGAACCAUCAUCCGAAGAGCAUGAGUUGAUCGGAAGGGGUCGAACGAGAGUACCCGGAUCCAAGCAAUGGCAGGGCCUAUCGAGGUACCUAGAUGAUCAGGAUGAAGAUGACUUGGCCCGGUGGUCAUCUGUCGAGUAUGCUGCAGACACCACGGUUCUUGAUUCCCCAGCUGCCACCAUGACCAUAUACUGGGACUCGGUGGGGAAGGUGACCGCCCAGGCGGUUCAACAACGCAACGCAUCUAAGCUCUCGCCGUACAUCAAUGGUGUCGAUCCUCCGGCUUGGGGUAUGCAUUUUUCUAUACAGGGAGGUGCCGUCAGCUAUGGACCCUGGACAGACCGACUGAGAGCUGACUUGCAACGAGUCUUUUUCCCGGGUCUUUGCAAGGAUGCAUCUCCAACCCUUCCCCUUGAAGUUGGUGCUUGGAGGGUGCCGACUCAGUUUGAGCUCUUUGUCGAUCUUGAGGACACAGUUGUUAUGAGGGUACCAUUCCGAGAAGAGUCAAAGAAUUGGCGAUGGCGUGGACAAGAGCCGCAGCCGAAGCAGCCAAACAAGGCCAAGACACGAAGCAAACCGAAGAAGGAUAACAAGGCUGAAGCGGCGCCAGCACGCCAGGCGGCGUACCUGGAAAUCACCGUUCCAAAGGACUCAACGGUAUCGUACCUAAUGGAUAUGGUCGCUUCCGCGUCUGGCUAUUCCAACAGCCUGGACCUAGACCUGCGAUCCACCGAACUCCGCAGUACUGUGAACAAUGACAUCCUCUGGCAGUCCGGUCCACUCAAAGUAUCAUGCGACCUUUCCAACCCUCUAUCUUGGAAUACCCUGAGAACUUGGCAAUUUGAUAUAAACUUCGACGACCUUAGUCUGUAUAUUCUCCGGGAUCAUGUUUUCCUCCUUACAGACCUGAUCAAUGACUGGGCAGCAGGCCCACCUGCCGACUAUCUCACCUUUACACCAUUUAUAUACCGUAUUAACUUGAAGCUCGCCAAACCAAAAUUCUAUCUCAAUGUCAACGACUGCAAUAUUAUUGACAAUCCAACCAACCAUGAUGACAAUGGAUAUAUUGUUUUGUCAAGCCCUCUUCUGACCGCGGAAACAUCAAUACCAAUCGACAAAUACCGUCCUGAAAAGAACGUGAUCCCGUUCGAUGUGAAAGCAGAUAUUCUUGAUCUAAUGUUCCACACACCUCAAUGGAAUACCCAGGCCACUUUUGUCAAAUCAAAUGAGUUGGGCCGUGUACAUGGUCUCGAGCUUGGUGGCAAAUACCAUUAUUACACGACGACAUCUCCAUCCAAUACCGACACCCUUACGCUGAAUAUCUAUGGCCGUGAACCGCAUGCCUAUAUUUAUGGGUUUGUCAUUAGGUAUAUCCUCUUAUUGAAGGACAAUUAUUUUGGCGACUAUGUUCAUUUUCAUACAUUGGACGAAUACCAAGACCAGUUACAACGGAAAGAGCUCAAUUCUACCAUCGACCAGGCCCCAGUCAAAAAGUCCAAUGAUACCGAUAUCAUUCUUAGUAUUCAGGCAGACAACCCUCAUGUCAUGAUUCCGACAAAUAUUUACUCCUCCAGUCGCUAUGUUCAAGCAGAAUUGGCAACUAUAUCACUAGAUUUGCGGAUUACAAACUACAUCAUGGAUAUGGAGCUCUCUCUAAGUCCUGUCAGUUUAUCCCUAGGCAGCCCGGAGAUUGCGCUAGACUCCCCGAACGUUUCGUAUUCUAAUACACAGAUGUUCAUUGAUGGCGCGCGCGUCUUUGGGCAUCGCUUGAUGGGUCUUCCUCCUGCGGAACCAACCUAUCUAUGCAAUUGGGACGUUAAUGUGGGCGCUGUUUCAGGGGAGUUGACCGCAGAUUUUCUGUCAGCCCUUGCACACGGAGCUUCUGCUCUAGCAAUGACCUUCGAUGACGUCGAAAAUGCACUGAUUCCUUAUUCGUCAAUCGUGUUUGACGAUGUCACCUUUGCCCGCGUCAGCGUUGAAACCGUUAACCUGUGGCUCCACGUCGACGAGGCUGCCUUCCUUGUCUCAACUGAUGAUAUUGAUGUGGCGUUUAAUGACUGGGCUCGAUCACAUUAUUCAAAGAAACUCGAAGUCUUGGUUCCGAAUCUUAGAGUAUCUUGUGUCGAUGCCGAAUCUGCUGCGAGACAUAAAUCGCGGCAUCACCACCCGGUGGAGACGGAUGCCUAUUUCCAAACUGAUAUCCGUCUAGGUUCAAUCAAACGACAUCUUGAUUUCUCUGAAAAGCGGAGAUUGCAACAAGAGCUCCUUAGAAAGGAAGAUCAGCGCACAAAUCGAACCCCGUUUCUUUUUAUUCCAGAGCACUUGAGCGAAUACUUGCCAGAGCCUACCGAUCCGCCUGCACAAUGUGUGCCCAUGCCUCCGGCGCCGUUGUUGGAAUCGGAAUUGGGUUCCGGUUCAUCCUGGAAAGCUUCUAUAAGUCGAACGACUCCCAAUCUUGCGCGCAAGAGCUCAUUUCUGUCGCUUUCUGACUCGAGUGUGCGGCGGUCACGGAGCCGAAACGAGAGAGCAGCAAGCCCUAGAUAUGCCUCUCAAGCUAAAAGGGGAGACUCAUCAGCUAAACGGCCAUGGCUAGAAGCUGGCAACAGAGCUGAUUCCCCAUCUAGUAGUUUCAAUUCAAUUUUCUCACCUGGAGGAGGGGAGUCUGUAUUUGAAGAUUAUCAGCAGAGUUCCGCGGUGGCGUUCUCAAGCCAGUACCUCGAGCCCCAUUUUGGUCUUAAAGGAAUCCGCCCUGAUACUCGGGAGACUCCUUCGCAAAAUGACAGUGGCAAAGGAGAGCAAGAAGACUUCCUCAGCAACACAGUGGCAGAGUUGGGAGACAUCGAUCCGAACAGGUUAGAUGAAGACCACUUCUAUGACAGCAUACUGGUCGAGUUUCCCGCUGGCCUUUCGGGAUUUUUCAACCCCGAUGCUAUUAAAUAUGCGACCUCGCUCCUGGACGCUAUACUGCCUACUGACCCUGAAGAUAUACUCGAUAGUCUUCAGUCGGCACCAAUGGGGAAAAUUUCUGAUUUGUUAGAACGACAAGACGCAAGAGGUUCUAUAAAUGAUAUUCUUCUUCGGCUUCCAAGGGCCGAUAUUCGAUUCCUACAUUCGUCCACCCUUGACUCGUCAGACCUACCGCAGGAGGAACAAGACCAGUAUGACAUCUCAAUUGCAAGCGUUGCACUGGUCACUCGUACUGUUAAGGACUGGGGACUGCUAACCCACAAGGAGGAUGAGAGUUCAAAGACAUCUCUUCGCCUUGAGGUGGGACUUGCAGAGGUUUCUGCGGCAGAGCGAAUGUCAACUCUGCAAGAACCUCAAGCGGCAAUGAGGGUGCGAAUUGACAAAGUACUUGUUUCUGUCGGUGCGAAAGAUUUGACGUAUUUUGAUGCUGAUAUUGGGUCAGUGGUUGGUAGCACAUCAUCUGGGAAGAUCGAAUACCUUGCUUCUUUGAUUCAUAGAACGGGAAGCUUGGCUGUAGAUUUGGGAAAAUUGGUCCAGAGUACAGUUACACGACACGAAAGCCGACUCAAAUACUUCACAUAUCGUCUGCUCGAGGAAGGCCAUAUGACAAAUGACCCGUCGUUUCUUGUCCGCCCUUCAGCCGUGCUUAGAUCUGCUAAGGGUCAUUUGCGAACUUUUGACUCUUGGAAGCUUUCUAUGCGGCUUCGGCAAAUUUGGGACACAAUGGACGAGGAUGCGAGAUUUCAAGUUGUCGAUGGCAUGUGUAGAGAUGUACCCGCAGUGCCAUCUGAUGCUGUUGAUUUAGUUAUCACGGCAUUUCAGCGUUGGCGUAGUUGGGACCUGGGUAACGUUUCUGAAGCACUUUUCCUUAGGCACAUCUUCCCCGCCUUGGAAAAGGGGGAUACGGAGGUACCUCACAUUGAGUACCCCGUCCUUGGAGCCUUCAGGCUUGCUGAACUGCAAUUCGUUCUUGACCCUGGCCCAAAAGAGAACAAGAUCGCACUGAUGGAUCUUGCUGCCCGCCUAGACAAGAAGAUAGCUGGAUCGAGUGAGCUUCUUCCGGAAGUCGAUUGCCCUGAUGGACCCCUCAUCAUACUGAAUCUGUGCUGCAAGGAAGCAUCAAUCCAUUUGAACUGGGAGCUUUGUGAGUUGGCUGAGGAUAUUCUGCGAUUGUAUAAUCGCAACCAGGCGAGGGAAAUGCCCAAGGCGGAAGUCGCAAAGAAGGAGAUCAAACCGAAACAGAGCAGCCCUAUCGGUGUACAUGUUGUAUUCGAGGUUACCAAGGCAUCGACCCACGUAGAGACGAUCAAUCUCAAUGCUAAGUCGGUCAUGACCGGUUUCAGAACCUCAGCUCUAUUCUACGACAACAACGAAGAGUCAAGAUCUAUCAGUGCUAUGAUUCACUGUGAAACUUUGAGGUCAGAGCUGCACAAUCGGCUACAGCUCUUGGGAUUCUUUCACCUAUGGCAACCCAGUGUGUUUAUCUCGCACGAGAUGCUACCGAAAGAGGAUACACCGAUUCUCACCGUCAAAUCUAUGGCAAGCUGCCAAGGCCUUCAGCUUGCAAUCAAGCAGGAUCCGAUUGGGCUUAUGGAGGUCAUCGAUCUGCUAUUAAGAGAUGAGAUCUCGCACCUAUUACGUGUCCAGGCACAGGCUCCCAGCCAACCGAAGCCAAAGCAGGAUUCGAAGGAGGACGUCAAAAUGGCCGAUCGAUUCUCAAACGCGAAGAUCAAUGUUGCCAUGUUCCUAGACAAGUAUAGCAUCAGUGUAUCCCUCUUGCAGUCUCUAACCUACAAAAUCUCUGGCGCCGUAGCACGAGCCACGUGUGCGGCCAAUGUCGGUCGAGAUCUUGUGUUUGAUUUCGAUAUCAAAGAAAACUCCCAUGAGAUGCAGAUCGAUGUCCGCAACAAGCCAAAAAGCAUAUCUCUUCUCCAGAUUCCGCCUACCAAUGGUCGCAUAACGAGCCAGUUUCAGCAAUCUGACCAUGUGCUCACUGUCCUAUCUUCUGUUCAGCCUAUGCAUUUAGACGCCUCUGCAGUCUAUAGCCUGCUUACUGCUUUAAAUAGGCCACAGAUAUCAAGCGCAAUUCAGGACAUUCAGGCGCAAGCCAAAGUCAUACAGAGGCAGAUUACUGAUACUUUUGGCUCAGACUCAAGUAGGACUGAGAACUCUGAAGUUGAAAAGGAAUCAAGCUACAAAAUGGUGUAUAAUGUGCAUCUCACUUUCGAAGGCUUGCAGGUGUAUACAAUAACGCCGCUCAACUCCGCAACCGAACCUUCAGCUCAGGUUCUAUUCUUCUUGGACAGAGUCCACCUCCAAGCAUCCAACCGGCAUGAAGCCAACGGGCCUAUUUUGAAGUAUCCUGAGCUUCAUAUUAAUCUUCAACAAAUCGGUCUUGACAUCGCCCGAGGCCGGAAAGAUGCCAUGCGAUCGUGUGGAAGUUUUGGUGCAGGCAUUACAAUCUCAGCUAGCUCUCGCCACGGCGAGGAUGGCGAGGAGGAUUGGGCUUUCAAUUUCAAGAGCCCCGAGCUGGGCAUCUCUCUAUCCCCUGAAACAGUUUCGACCGUAGUGGCAGUCGUCGGUUACCUCAGAGAGAAGAUUAAGGAUCUUGAUACUUCGCGUGAAUUGGACUAUCUGCGAAAACUACGACAAUCAAAGCCGAAGAUCACAAUCGAGGACCGUCCACUGGAGGACGAUGAUAACGAAACAGACAUCAUUGAAUCUGUUCUUGGGGUAUUUGUCUAUAACUUUGAAUUACAAAACAUCCGGGCUUACUGGCUUGCUGCUGGUGAGAGCAACAGCAACUCUAAGGACGAGGAAGAUCUUGUUCUGCUGAUCAAGAUGAUUGAAUUUGGAACAAGAACGAAAAAGUCUGCCCGCUUGGCAAUUGAAGGGUUUCAGCUCCAAACUGUUCCUCCAGGCCAGGACAAGCAACUGAGGUCUCUUCAUUCAGCCCUGCUCCCAGAAGUUAUUUUCAAUAUUGCCUACGUUUCCACCGCGAACGCGAGACGAAUGGCGUUCCAAGCCGUUGGUCAGUCUCUUGACCUCCGACUGACCCCUGGAUUUAUUGUGCCUGCAGCCAAUCUGGUAGACUCGAUUCUACUAUCCGCCAAGAAUGUUCAGGAAGCGUAUUCCGACUGGGGCGAGACUCCAGUUGAGAUUAAAAAGACGGACGAGCAGCCCGCAACCCAACAGACGUGGAACCUGUUUGGAAAGAAGAGAUUAGAGAGUCUCCUCAUCGACGCAGACUUUGCUGGUGCUGUCGUGCAGGUAUCUAGUAAACGCAAUUUCAGUAACACAGCGCGAUCAUCAAAGCUUGGCAGACCGUCCUUGGCUGGGAAAUAUGGCCAAUUUAACGCGGACGAUACUGGCAGUGGCGCUGAGCUCCGAACCCCCGGACUUGCCUGGAAGAUUGAGUUCCGAGACAAUGGCCACGAUGACCCGAUUUUAUCCGGAGAAAUCAACAUCAACGCGUCAAGUAAUAUCCUCUACCCAUCAGUCGUACCACUUAUCAUGGACAUGGUGUCAAGUGUGAAGGAGGUUGUUGCAAAUGAUGGGGACGAUUCCACUCCGUCCACCCCCAACACCGUAACGCCCAAAUCGCAGAAAUCGGGUGAUGAGGAGAAUAUUCUUACAACUGAUCCAAGUGCAGUUCUAGGCCGAGUGCAACUUAACCUAGGUCUCCGAAUCUGCAAGCAAGAGUUCUCGCUGAGUUGUCAGCCUAUUGCUCGUGUGGCUGCAAUGGCGCGCUUUGACAACAUCUAUUUCACUGCAAAUACAGUCAAUUCACUGGAGCAGGGCAAUUUCUUCGCAAUCUCGGGCACCUUUACCAACCUGCAGGCAUCAGUGCAGCACGUUUAUUCACGGGAGUCGACUGGUAGUUUCGAUCUCGAAACCAUUACGCUUUCCUUUAUGAAUAGCAAACACGUGAGUGGCACAAGCGGUGUCUCAGCAAUUCUCAAUGUGAGCCCGAUGAGAAUAUCUGUCAACGCAAGACAGGUCCAAGACUUCCUUCUUUUCCGCGAGAUUUGGUAUCCAGAGGACCUGCGCAAGGGAGAUAGCCCGGAAGUUGCUAAACUCGUCACCGAAACUUCGCAAGGGCAUUUGGUGCAGCGAUAUCAGCAAGUCGCUGCUACGGCCGCGUUCCCAUGGACUGCAACCAUCUCAAUCGCGGCAUUGGAUGUCAGUGUCGACAUGGGACAGUCGAUCGGAAAGUCGGUCUUUGAAAUCAAAGAUUUCUGGGUGUCUUCAAAGAAGACAUCUGACUGGGAGCAGAAUCUCUGUCUAGGCUUCAAAAAGAUUGGGAUUGACUGCGCUGGUCGAUUAAGUGGCUUCAUCACACUCCAAGAUUUCAAACUACGGACUCUUAUUCAUUGGCCGAACAGAGCCGAGGCACUGAACAGUACCCCGCUGGUACAGGCAUCGCUGGGAUUCAAUACGUUACGGCUUAAGGUUGCCUUUGACUAUCAAGCAUUCCUGGUUGCAGAUAUCACCUCCCUAGAGUUCUUGAUGUACAAUGUUCGCGAGAACGGUGGUGAUCGCCUUGUGGCUAUGCUCGAAGGCGAUGCUGUGCAGGUUUUUGGCACAACAACAUCGUCCGCGCAGUUUGUCUCACUUUACCGAGCGUUUAAGAGGUUCGCUCAGGAACGGAAAGCCAACUUCGAAUCAUCCCUGGAGGAGAUUGAGAAAUUCAUGAAGCGAAAAACAAGCGUGGGACGGUUUACGUCACAGACCUCUGAUCGAGAGCCGCCACCAAAGGUACCCAAGGAAGACACCUUGUCAAAGUCACCAAUCUCUCUCGACACCGACGUCGUGGUUGCUUUGAAGGCAUUGAACUUGGGACUGUUCCCCAGCACCUUUUCCGAUAACCAGUUGUUCAAGAUUGAGGCACUAAACGCCUCCGCUCGGUUCGCAGCCAGCUUUGAGGACAGACGCAUCCACAGUCUGCUCAAACUCACUCUUGGUCAACUACGGAUUGGUCUUGCGGGUGUUCGUAGUUCAGAGGCGCCCAAAACCUUGAAUGAGCUCUCAGUCAAUGACGUGGUUCAGCGUGCGACGGGCUCACGCGGUGGCACAAUUCUGAAAGUCCCACAAGUUUCGGCGGUGAUGGAGACAUGGCAGAAGCCAAAUAGCAAUUCGAUUGACUACGUAUUUAAGAGUGCGUUUGAAGGAAAGGUGGAGGUCGGAUGGAACUACUCGCGGGUCAGCUACAUCCGAGGAAUGUGGGCGAAGCACUCGAAGGCUCUCGAACAGACAUGGGGCCGCGAACUUCCCAUGGCGGCCGUCAAGAUCACGGGAGUGCCGGAAGGCGAAGGAGAGGAUAAGGAUGGAGAGCAACUGAAGAUCACGGCAGAGGUCAAUGUGCCACAAUCCAAGUACAUUUACCAGGCCCUCGAGCCGCCGAUUAUCGAGACACCACAGCUGCGGGAUAUGGGAGAGGCGACACCGCCGCUCGAAUGGAUUGGGUUGCACAGAGACAGGCUUCCCAACCUGACUCAUCAGAUUCUCAUCGUGUCACUGCUGGAGUUAGCUGGCGAGGUCGAGGAUGCCUACUCUCGAAUCCUGGGAGCGUCCUAA